Pogonomyrmex barbatus (red harvester ant) is the source of this 1160-nucleotide messenger RNA. It is a transcript of the gene exd, whose product is annotated as PBX homeobox extradenticle. Gene Ontology annotation, molecular function: DNA binding; DNA-binding transcription factor activity, RNA polymerase II-specific. The record is from RefSeq and is a predicted model, not a curated record. Gene Ontology annotation, biological process: regulation of DNA-templated transcription. Lineage: Eukaryota; Metazoa; Arthropoda; Insecta; Hymenoptera; Formicidae. Gene Ontology annotation, cellular component: nucleus.
UGGUAAAGCCCAAUGCUUUGUCUUUAUUUUAGGCCUGUAACGAAUUCACCACUCACGUAAUGAACCUGUUGAGGGAACAGAGUCGUACUAGGCCGAUCACGCCAAAGGAAAUCGAAAGGAUGGUCCAAAUUAUCCACAAGAAGUUCUCCAGUAUCCAAAUGCAGCUGAAACAGUCCACUUGCGAAGCCGUAAUGAUCCUAAGGAGUCGAUUUUUGGACGCCAGACGUAAAAGAAGAAAUUUCAGCAAACAGGCAUCCGAAAUUUUGAAUGAAUACUUCUAUUCCCACCUCAGUAAUCCCUACCCGAGCGAAGAGGCCAAGGAGGAGCUCGCACGAAAAUGUGGAAUUACUGUGAGCCAGGUGUCCAAUUGGUUCGGAAAUAAGAGGAUACGCUAUAAGAAAAACAUCGGUAAGGCACAGGAGGAAGCGAAUUUGUACGCAGCCAAAAAGGCAGCUGCAGCUUUUGCAGGAGCAUCGCCGUACAGUAUGGGCGGUGCCAGCCAGGGCACCCCGACGCCGAUGAUGUCGCCGGCGCCGCCCGGAGGACCGCAGGACAUGGCCGGAUACAGCAUGGGAAUAAACGGCAGUGACUACGGUUCGCAGCCGUACAACGACGGCUCUAUGGGAUACGACCCCAUGCAUCAGGGCAAGGCAUUGGCUGGGGGGCCAGGCGCGGCGGGAUGGAUGCAACAACGCGAGGCGGUGCCCGAAUUUCCGCCUCUCCACGAUUCAGCGGACUCUGAUUCCGACCGGGAAAACGAAAAGCGACCGCGCGUCUAAGACUCGGAGACCCUCGUUUUUCUCGUUUCCCCCUUUCUUUCGAGACGGAUGCGAUGAAUUAGGCAAGAGAGAGAUUGUACGAACGAUGCGUGCAGAGAGCGAGCGAGCGAGCGAGCGAGCGGAAAACGUGAACCACAUCACACAGCAUCGCAAUUCCAACGACACGACACGACACACGAUGAAAGGAAGUAUACACGAGGCAUACGACAUGAUCGUUUCGCCGAUACUCUUAAUAAGUAACGUAAUCUUUUUUUUUUCCAUUUUCGAACAAUUCUCUUCUCGUUUUGAUUUGUAUCAGAAGGAAGAAGGAUACGUGCAGAGGGAUUCGUGGACCGUCCGAGCGAUCGCCCGUCGCAGAAGGCAGUUGGCAAACUCGGAACU